AUGUGCUUCUGGCCCCGAAACACUGAGUACCUCAUCCAGGAGGGUCCUGAUGCAGAGGACAACUCACCUAUUAUGUCCUUAGCUGAUCAAGAUGUCACUGUGGCUCCUGCAUCUCCCCAGUCACCCUCUAAUGCCAACCAGUCCAAGGACUUCAUUCGCUGCCUGCCACCUCACCUGUCCAUCUACAUCCUGGGGCUUUUGGAUCAAAAAUCCCUCAGUGCAUGUGCUGCUGUGAGUAGAUGCUGGGAUUUUCUGGCCAAAGAAGUCAAGAAGGAACGUGUGUGUCAAAGCAUAGUACAGGAGAAGAUCUUGUAUUUGCAGGAGGAGGAAGACAAUCUGCAGGCAGCCUAUCAUGAUCUGAAAACUGACACAAUCCAGCUGGAAGAGAGAAAUGUCUUCUGUGGCUCCUACAAUAUUCGUGUCCUCAUGGACCAAUCAGACCAAAGCAGAACAAUCCAUUACAGUGGUGGCAACUUGGUAGCCAUUGGCUCUGCAGACCGAAAAGUGAGGCUUCUUGGUAUGUCAGAAAUGAAAGAAGUGCCACCUCUCCUCUCUGGCCAUGCUGGGAGCAUUAAAGCACUCUUCCUCAAUGAGAAGAAAGGGUUCGUUCUCAGCGCAAGCUUCGAUCUCAGCAUCAGAUGCUGGAAUAUAUACAGUGGUGCUUGUACGAAAAUCUUUAAUGGUCACUGUGGGACAAUCACCUGCUUGGAUUUACAUGAAGAGCAGCUUGUGUCAGGAGCCAGAGAUGGGAUGGUGAAAGUGUGGAACCUGGAGAGUGGGAAAUGUCUCAAGACUCUGAAACACAACAGUGCUGUUUGCGUAGUUAAAAUGGAUGGCACCCAUGUUGUCAGUGGGUGUGACCGAGGGCUGGUGAAAGUCUGGUGUGCUGAUACGGGCACUCUGAUCAAAACAUUAGAGGGGCACCAAGGCCCAGUUAAGUGCUUGUCCUUUGAUCAGUGGCACCUAGUCACAGGAAGCACCGAUGGAUAUGUCCUGGGAUGGAGCAUGUUGGGAAACCUUAAAAGAUGCCUAAUAGCUUUCCGCCACCCUAAGGAAGUUCUGUCUCUGGAGUUCCUCUAUCUCAGGGUCAUCAGCGGCUGUGCUGAUGGAAAGAUUCGCAUAUUUAACUACUUGACUGGAAGCUGCCUGAAAGUGUUGAUGGCCAGCAGCAGAGGGGACCCGAUAUCUUCUUUCUAUGUUGCAGGAAACAGGAUGGUGAUCAAUUCGCCAACUAGUCUGUUGAUGUUCCAGUUUGAGGAUGUCAGGUGGGACUAUACCUUAGAUGCUGACAGAGAGAAGGUGGGGAAGAAAAAACAGCACAAGGGGACUUCCAAUGGCAAAUCUGAACAUGGCCCUUCUCUCUAUGCAUCUGCACAUCGUGACACUUUGCAGCAUGAAAAGAGAAGAGGUCCAAGUUGUCCAAUGACCCCUGACAAGCUCCUCUUAACCGUCAGCAUGCUGCAGAACGUCUAUCCUUCCCAGAGUGACAAUGGGUUCAGGCUUCUGACAGGAAAACAGAAGGAGGCGUAUGAGGCAGCUACCAUAGCUCAGUAUCAGGCACACCAGACAAAGCUCAUGGAAGAUCAGCAAAGAGCAUGCAAGAAGGCCUGGUUAAGGAAAAUUAAAGGCCUACCUAUAGACUCUUUUACUGAGGAGGGGAAAAUAGCUGCUCCUGAACUUGGGCUUAAUACAUUUAUCUGA
Messenger RNA from Haliaeetus leucocephalus (bald eagle), 1701 nucleotides. RefSeq names its product CMT1A duplicated region transcript 1 (gene FBXW10B). Gene Ontology annotation, molecular function: protein binding. The record is from RefSeq and is a predicted model, not a curated record. The transcript has 11 exons. Lineage: Eukaryota; Metazoa; Chordata; Aves; Accipitriformes; Accipitridae. Bases 1 to 1701 code for a protein of 566 amino acids.